UUUUAGUUUGAUAGAAAUCGUAAAGAAAUAAACAUCAAUUAGAAAAGCAUAAAGAAACACAAUAAAAAGUACACAGUUGAGCGGCUGUCGCAUUUGGAUUUUCUGCUCUCCGGUGGCUUGUCGAUUGUUGCGUUUUGCUCCUCAGAAGACGAAACCGACUAAGGGAAAGGAUAGACAAUCAUAACAAAUCGUAAAAUUUUAUAGUUAUUGUAAUUUACGAGGUGUUUACGAUGCCGGGGUUUUAACGCCUAAUCGCAACCAGCAGGCAGACACCGACCAGUGCCGGAAAAAGGUUAAUUGUUUGCCGUUCGGACACGUGGAACCAGAACCGGUAAUGAGCGGCAAACAAGUGCUUAUCUUAUCGUAAAACUACCAACCGUGUGAAAAUCCCGUCCGCAUUAACAUUCGCGCACUGAUUCGCGACCAAGUGCAAGCAAGCAAAAAGCAAGUGAUUUCUAAAUGCAACGGUGAGUGUUACUGCUGUGUUCCUGAAAGAAGCCAAAAUUUAUCUAAGUAGCAAAAUAUUCGCAGCGAAAUAUUUUCGGGGGGAAAAUUGUGCAAUGGUUUGUUUAUUUUGAAGGCUAGCAUAGAGAAAAAAACUGCUGGUUCUUGUUUAUUUUGUGUUCUUAAGUUUUUAAAUCUGCGAAAAGAAAAAAAAAUCUACUGCGAAUAGUGUGUACAGUGAGAAAGUGGGCAAAAGGUGUACUUAAAUCGAAAAAAUAUACACUGUUUUAAGCGUAGAAAUCCUAAACCCAAAUAGUUCAAACAGAAAAACUUGAUUCUUGAGUAGUUCAUUAUUAGUAGAUGUUAGAGUGAAAUUAGCCGUACUAAAACUUCUGCGUGACUAUAGUUGGAACUCAACCUAGGGAUUACCCUGAAACGGAUUACUCUCAAAUUUGGAUAGCUGCUGCUGUUGGUACUGACGAGAAAAAUCAAGAAGGAAAAGCUGUUGCCCGUUGAGCCAUUAUUAACGUAAUAGCAACCGAUAGGCAUCGAUGAGUGGCCAUCUUACCUGAAAGCAGCUUCUCAGCAGUUUCGUUCCAGAUCCGUUUUUCCGUUUCAAUUUUUUCGGAUACCCAUAUACAUUUAUUGAAAAUUGUUUACUGCAGCAGAGACGAGACCUCCGGAUAUCGGCUCUCGGCCACCAAGCGACCAAAAAACCAACAAUCGAAACUCGGAUACGAUAAGCGUGUGUAUGGAUAUGCUUGAAGUGCGUGUACGUGGGCAAGUUUUGAAUUCGUUUCCCAGUGUUGCUUCCUGCAAGAUUGAUUGUGAUUUGCGUUAGUUUUUAGAGAGAGCAAAAAAAAUAACCCUAGAGCGAGUAUUGUUCAUCGUGUUUCUCACCCAGUUGUAUAAAACAAAAAAAAUCAUCUUCACCUAAAAUCACGCAUGCCAGGCAUAAAUUCGUCAAGAAAAGUCAAUACACAAUAAAGAAGCUUUUGUGAUAGUUUUAUAUAUAUAUGAAAUAAGUCUAUUUUAAGAAAAUAGUAAAAGUAUUAAGUGCAAGUGUGUGCGAGUGUUUACGAUUCCAGUUUACGACUACCACCUUUUCGUGAGCCGAUCUAGAUCUCGAUCGAUCAUCAUUCGAGGCCCAGAUGAGACAGAUGGGUGAUCACUAAACUCCUCCACGAUCGGGAGCUGCGUGUUUUGGAUUACAGUUGAAAACGUCCUUCUUCGCUUUCGGAAGCUUUGCCGAAGAAUUAAAACAAACAGCAAGCUUCAAAACUAAACCAAACUUUGCAUAAUGACGAUGAGUACAAAUAACUGUGAAAGUAUGACUUCAUACUUUACAAAUUCCUAUAUGAAUUCAGACAUGCACGGUCACUAUCCUGGAACUAGUGUAGACGGAUUAGAUACUAGUCAGCAAAUGUAUCAUCACAGUCAGAGUCAUGCGGGCCAGGGAAAUAUGCCACCGUAUCCGCGCUUUCCGCCGUACGACCGAAUGGGAUACUACCAGCAGAACAUGGAUCCUGCCGGUUAUGCGCGAGCUGAUAGUCCUUCGAGUCAGGUGGGUGGAGUGAUACCUCAGCAAACGAAUGGCAAUCCGUUACAGCAAACGCAAGUACAAGCUCAACAGCAGCAACCGAUAGUUUACGCCAGCUGUAAGUUGCAGGCCGCAGUCGGAAAUGGUCCGAACGGGCUCGGAACGUACGGUGCUGAAAAUGGGUCCCCUCCGCUAGAACAGUUGGGUCAUCAUAUGAACACUGCGCAAAUGACAAUACCUCAGCAUCACAUGGCGCACGCACAGGGUCAGGAUUGCUUCUCUCCCGAUCAGGUGCACCAGAACCCGCAGCAUAUGGGAAUGUACACAAACGCUGGCGGUGGUCCACCCGGAGUUGUGCCGCAGCAACCACCGAAUAUGAUGCACCAGCAACCUCCACAGUUACACCAAGGACAGCAACCACCGCCAAAUAGUCAAAAUUCUAACUCUGGCCUACAGUCGCCACUCUACCCGUGGAUGAGGAGUCAGUUUGAGCGAAAACGUGGCCGCCAAACCUACACACGGUAUCAGACGCUGGAGCUUGAGAAAGAAUUCCACUUCAAUCGCUAUCUUACCCGGCGACGGAGAAUCGAGAUCGCCCAUGCGCUCUGCCUGACGGAACGUCAGAUCAAGAUCUGGUUCCAGAAUCGGCGGAUGAAGUGGAAAAAGGAAAACAAGACAAAGGGCGAACCAGGAUCCGGAGACGAGAAUGACAUGACACCGCCGCAAUCCCCGGCGUAAACAACUGUGUGUUCAUCUCUCUAGCCUAAGCAUGUAAAGUACUAGCAAUUUCUGUCAAAGUUUCCUCCAUUUAAUUUUCUUCGGAAUUUGUACUAUGAGCGACGCCCUUGCUUUAUCAGUUUUAGUUUCGUUUUUUACCAUCAAAUCAUGUUCAGAGUCGAAAAAAUUCAGAUGUUUUUUUGCGUUGUUUAUCAAUCUGCCUCGAAGCGAUACUUGAAACUUUGUAUUUCUAGAAGCAUGUCUAUUGUACACAAGUGAAAAAAAACACACACACAUUUACUAAUUUAUUAUACAAAAAAAUAAUACGGAGAAAAAAAGAUGCAAAACAACUCAUGUGACCUCAAAACUAAUGUUAAUUUAGAAUUACAAGAUCUAAACAUUCAUCAAACGGAUUGCAGGAUAAAUGGAAACAGAAAAAUUAGGAAACAUGUGAAAAUAAUUGUGCAAUGCGAAAGCAACAAAACAAAAUCCUUUUAUCAGUUUUAGAUAAAAGGGUUAAUAUUUGUGGAAGUAAAGAAAAAAAAAACUACUAGAAUAUUCUAAUACUAUACGUACAAAAGUGCUUGAACGUUUAAGAAGAAAAAAAAGUUGCUAAAAAGAACCCUACAUGGAUGAGGAAAAACUCGAAUCAAAAAAUUAUAUCAAGUGCUUGGCAAACCCACAAAAUUAAACUCCCCAGAGUUCAGUAUUCCGUUCGACUCCUUUUUCGUUUAGCUUGCAAAUACACACACACACACUCGACGACCGACGUCUGUUUCCGAUGUCCCUGCGCGGGAUGAUUUCAACCUCACUCAGCACAAAACGAUAGGUGAAAGAUAAUAUCCAAACCAACUAUACCAAAGGCAAUAGAAUAAUGAUAAUCACUUUCAUUUUGCAUUCAAUUUUUUAUUUAAAUCUCGCAGUAUAGUAAAGUGGAGAAAGAUAUAAUUUAUUUGAUUUUUACCGUUGUUACUCAUUCAUACGUGCCCAUAAAACUCAAACUUGAGAAGUAGUGCUCUCAUAUGUAUUAUAAUAGGCUCUAUAUUACCGCAAUAUAGUCAUGAGAUCCCAGUGAUGGAAGUUCAAUUUCCACCUUGUGUUAGGAUUGUCUUCAACUAAGCUUUGUUCUCCCAAAAACCAGGCACAACUAAGAAGAAAAAACGGUAACGUGGAGGUCAGCAAACUUCCAAAAUACGAAAGGUGGUAUACGACUCUAGUAGAAAAUCGGAAACGUAAACAAUUUAGAAUAUAUUUUACAAGAAAGAAAAACAACAACAGCAAAAAAUUACUAUGGCAUCCAACUGUAAACUAUCCGCGAUAGUUCAUUAUGGAUAGCGAACGAAAAAAACUUACUACAGCAAACCCAAGUUCAGACCAUAGUGGUGUAAAAAAAAAUUAAUCAUUGAAAAGGUAGGAUACGAAUGUGAAUUAUUGUGAUUAUUCUGAUGCACCAACCACUAUUUUGGGGAAUUGGUUGAGAAAACAAACACUCACAACACACUCAACACACACACAUAUAUACGCAGAAAUCGAAAUACGUAAGCAAGGUGAAAUGUGUAUUUAUAAUUUAUACAAAACCUAAAUCAUGAAGAAAAAAAAAGUAAACUAUGCGUAAAACUCAUGACAUUAGCCUCUAAGGAUUGUGUAAUAAAUACAAAACAAACAGAAGAAAGAAAGAUGCAAGUCCCAAAAAUUUUAAAAGUACGUAAAGUAUCGACACGCGAUUGCUGAUGAUGACAACAACAAUGUACGUAAAAAAAAACUAUAUAUAUAUAAUCAUAAUUGGUACGGGAUAACGCUACAGAAAUAAGACAUAAAUAUAAAAAAACCUAUCUCGUUAAAAGAACAGAAAACUAUGUUAUGCAUAAAUGAGAUCCUAAGAUACUUUGAACUAUGAGGUAAUGAAAUGUAACAAAAUUUGUAAAUACCUGACCCACACAAAAUGGACAAGUAAUAAACAGAAAGAUAAAAUUAUAUAAA
Wyeomyia smithii (pitcher-plant mosquito) is the source of this 4681-nucleotide messenger RNA. RefSeq names its product homeotic protein antennapedia (gene Antp). Bases 1745 to 2722 code for a protein of 325 amino acids. Gene Ontology annotation, cellular component: nucleus. Lineage: Eukaryota; Metazoa; Arthropoda; Insecta; Diptera; Culicidae. The transcript is spliced from 5 exons. Gene Ontology annotation, molecular function: DNA-binding transcription factor activity, RNA polymerase II-specific; RNA polymerase II cis-regulatory region sequence-specific DNA binding. Gene Ontology annotation, biological process: negative regulation of transcription by RNA polymerase II; anterior/posterior pattern specification. The record is from RefSeq and is a predicted model, not a curated record.